AUGUUCGCAAACGAGAUUGCCGAUCUUGCUUCGACGGAGCGGCCUCACUAUUUUCGGUUCAAUGUUGACCAAGGGCUAGAGAAUAUUGAGCUGGAAGAGUGGCGGGAAUUUGAAACUCUCACAGUGGCCACUGACCCCUAUCUAGAGGCUCAUCGAAGAGACGUUGAUUCUUGUGUGGAAGCGUUCCUCGGGUUGAUAGAGUCCAAAAUGUCCAUUGAACAAUCAUUCAUGACUUGCGUGGGCGUAAUUUACUCAAAACACCCGUCAUUCCGCGAGUUUGCGAGCCGUUCAGAGCCCUUCGAUGUUGUCCGUGCACGGUUACAGACACCUGCUCACUACCCAUGGCUGAUUAUCAUCGAUGGGCUAGAUAAUUUGAACGUUUCAGAACGUCUCAAAAUCGAAGCCAACGCAAUCGUUAAAGUUGGUCCCUUGAAACCUGUGGAUGCCCGGUCACUUUUCCUCUACCGGGCUCAGAACAUUGACCAAAACACCAACGAAGAAUUGGACGAGGGUGAAGAGUCUUGA
This is a messenger RNA of Penicillium expansum, 525 nucleotides long. RefSeq lists its product as uncharacterized. Lineage: Eukaryota; Fungi; Ascomycota; Eurotiomycetes; Eurotiales; Aspergillaceae. Bases 1 to 525 code for a protein of 174 amino acids. The transcript has 4 exons. The record is from RefSeq and is a predicted model, not a curated record.